This is a messenger RNA of Cynoglossus semilaevis (tongue sole), 286 nucleotides long. RefSeq names its product collagenase 3-like. The record is from RefSeq and is a predicted model, not a curated record. The transcript has 2 exons. Gene Ontology annotation, cellular component: extracellular matrix. Gene Ontology annotation, biological process: proteolysis; collagen catabolic process; extracellular matrix organization. Gene Ontology annotation, molecular function: zinc ion binding; metalloendopeptidase activity. Lineage: Eukaryota; Metazoa; Chordata; Actinopteri; Pleuronectiformes; Cynoglossidae. The annotation marks the transcript as partial.
UGUCUGCAGGUGACAGGUAAUUUGGAUGAAAACACCCUGGAUCUGAUGAAGGAGCCCAGAUGUGGGGUCCCAGACGUUGGGGAGUACAACCACUUCCCUCGAGACCUCAAAUGGCAAACCAACGACGUCACAUUCAGGAUCGUGAAUUACACACCGGAUCUGGAGAAAUCCGACGUGGACAGAGCCAUCCGCAGGGCACUAAAUGUCUGGUCUGAUGUCACACCUCUGACCUUCAAGAAGCUGCACAAGGGAAUCGCUGACAUCAUGAUCAGCUUCGGAUCCAGAG